Messenger RNA from Argiope bruennichi, 3812 nucleotides. It is a transcript of the gene Elk, whose product is annotated as potassium voltage-gated channel subfamily H member 8-like. Gene Ontology annotation, biological process: regulation of membrane potential; potassium ion transmembrane transport. Gene Ontology annotation, molecular function: voltage-gated potassium channel activity. The transcript has 18 exons. NCBI's taxonomy places the organism in Eukaryota, Metazoa, Arthropoda, Arachnida, Araneae, Araneidae. Gene Ontology annotation, cellular component: membrane. The coding region runs from base 560 to 3685 and encodes 1041 amino acids. The record is from RefSeq and is a predicted model, not a curated record.
UGCGUCCAGCAGUGAUGUAGCUUUCGCUCUGCUCUUCCUUAUCAACGCUCUGUAACAAAGGUUGACUUCUUUUUAUUCCCGCUCUGGUUGGCGAGUGUGAUUUGCUUGUCGCAUUAGAAGGGGAUGGAUUAUUUUGACGGUUCUACUAAACAUCUGGCCCGUCUUUAUUUGUAAAUUAAGCAAAAUCUUCGGAGCGCGUUUGUGUUUUUGGACACAUUAGGAUUCAAGAUUGCGCUGGUGUUUAUACCACAGAAGAAAAUGCUACCUGACAAUGUGACCGUCUUAAGAUGUUCUAAAGUGCAGUUAAGACUUCCACAAGUCAAUUGAAAAUAAUUUUGAACUGGAUACUAAAAAUGCUGAAGCAGAAAGUUAUGAAAAGCAUCCCCAUUAAGAUGAUGAACUUCCCCACCUACUAAUGUUGACUUCGAAUGUCACCCUUCAACUUCCAGACAUCGCUAUGAUUGCGCAUCUGGGCCGGAGAUGCCCUACGAUGUAGACUGCUCGGAGACCUAAGCAACAUUUUGGAAGCAACGUUCCCGGCACAUUACCAUCUCGACCAAUGCCGGUGAGGAAAGGGCUGCUAGCACCCCAGAACAACUUCCUAGACACCAUUGCCACGAGAUUCGAUGGAUCGCACAGCAACUUUGUGCUCGGCAAUGCUCAAGUGCCUCAUUUGUACCCCAUCGUAUACUGCUCGGACGGUUUUUGCGAUCUGACAGGUUUCCCUCGGGCGCAGAUCAUGCAGAAGGGUUCCGCCUGCACCUUCCUCUACGGUCCAGAGACCAAGGAGGAACAUAAGCAGGAGAUAGAGAAGGCACUUGAGAAGAAAAUGGAACACAAAUUGGAGGUGUUGCUCUACAAGAAAGGGGCUACAACUCCAUUUUGGUGUCUCUUGGACAUCGUUCCGAUUAAGAACGAAAAACACGAAAAUGUGUUGUUUCUUGUGUCAACUAAGGACAUCACGAAGUCGAAGACAGACGAGAUGGAAAUGGAUGAAGAUGGUGAUGAUAAUGAGAUAGAGAACCAUCUAGAUGUAGAGGGUUGUCUACCGAGUAAUCAUUACCAACGAAGACGGAGCAGAGCCGUGCUGUAUCAGUUAUCAGGGCACUACAAGCAAGAUAAAAUAAAAUCAAAACUCAAGCUUAAUAAUAAUCUCCUUCACCGACCUGCCGUGAUGCCCGAGUACAAAGCCGCUGCUAUUGAAAAAUCUCGUUUCAUCUUGUCUCAUUAUGGAUUGUUCAAAACCUGCUGGGAUUGGUUGAUUCUCAUAGGGACCUUCUACGUUGCGAUAGUCGUGCCGUACAGCGCCACUUUCCGGGAUACCGGCGGCGAGACUCCUUUGUUCAAUAAGACAAUCAUCACAGAUGUGAUUAUGGAGUCUAUUUUUAUCAUUGAUAUUGUCCUCAAUUUUCGUACCACGUAUGUAAACAAGAAAGGUGAAGUGGUAGCCAAUCCAUGUUCCAUUGCCAGAAAUUAUCUGAGAGGAUGGUUUAUUGUUGAUCUCCUUGCUGCCUUACCUUUUGAUCUCCUUUAUGCUUGUAACCUGUACAGUAGGAAUACCCUGAUGCAUCUUCUAAAACUGACUCGCCUCCUUCGCUUAGCCAGACUCUUGCAGAAGAUGGACCGAUAUUCACAGCACAGUACCAUCAUCCUUACGCUUCUCAUGCUAUUCUUCUCUCUGGUAGCGCACUGGAUGGCCUGCGUUUGGUAUGUCAUCGCGCUCGCAGAGAUAGAGGCAAACCCGUCUUCCUGGGAUGUCGGAUGGUUGAACCAGUUGGCUAACAAAUUGGGUCAUUCAGCUGUUAACCAGACAGACAUCACAACUGCGUAUAUUACGGCAUUAUAUUUUACUACAACUAGUUUAACGAGUGUUGGUUUUGGUAAUGUUGCCGCAAAUACUAACGCGGAGAAAGUUUUCUCGAUUCUUACUAUGUUAAUUGGAGCUUUGAUGCAUGCAGCUGUGUUUGGAAAUGUCACUGCUAUCAUACAAAGGAUGUAUGCACGUCGUUCUCAAUACCACACGAAACUUCGAGAUCUGAAGGACUUCUUCAGACUUCAUCAGAUCUCUAAGGAGCUAAAGCAAAGAAUGACUGAUUAUUUCCAAACAAUAUGGUCUCUUAAUCAUGGCAUAGACCCAAAUGAGAUCCUUCGAGAAUUUCCCGACGAGCUGAGAGGGGAUGCUUCGAUGCACCUCCACAGAGAGGUUCUGUCCCUCCCCAUCUUCGAGAACGCUCCUCAAGGCUGCCUCAAACUGCUCUCCCGACAUGUGAGGAGCAACUUUUGUGCACCUGGAGAGUAUCUAGUGCACACCGGUGAUGCUCUCACCAACAUCCACUUCGUCUGCAACGGCUCCAUGGAAGUGCUGCAAAACGGAAUGGUUGUGGCCAUAUUGGGAAAAGGUGAUCUGGUGGGAUGCGACAUCAAUAUUAAUGAUCCUGAUCAGGUCCUGAAAUCCUCCAGUGAUGUGAAAGCCCUUACCUAUUGUGAUCUGAAAUGUAUUCACAUACCGGGCUUAAUGGAGGUACUGAAGCUUUAUCCAGAGUUUGCUCAGACAUUUUGCAGCGACAUUCUGCAUGAUCUCACUUUCAAUCUCCGAGAAGGAUAUGAGAUGGAAGUUAGUAUACCAUUAGAAGCUCUGAUCGACAAUGGCGCGACAUCUCUGACUUUGCCAUCUAUUUCUGAAGACGAUGAAAACAAUGACAGUGACGGAACUAAUCCUGCGUCCCCAAUGUCACCCUGCCUGACAAUCAACAGGAAUAAAUACAAUGCAGGUGACGAAAACUGGGAAAGCAAGGUCCAUCAGUUCAGGAGAACAUUUCAAGGUCACCGUCCAACGGUCAGAUUUGAAAAACUUCGUCCCGCUGCGACUCAUCCUAACUUACAAAGCAGCCCGCCCCAAUGGUGGAUGGCUAGAUUUCGACAUAUGGAUGAAUUUAAUGCUCAAGGGAGAUCCUGGGACAUUUUUGACAUCCGAGACGAAAUAGAAAUAACUAAAAACUCCGUUGAAAGACUCGACUCUCAGAUGACAUCCUUGACUCAAGACGUUGCCAAUCUAAGCCAAGAGGUCCGGACUACUCUUGCUCUUCUACAACAGAAGUACGAGUGUACAGUGACAUUGCCCCAAACCUCCCAGUCCUGCGAGUCUCUCCCCAUCAGGAAACAUGCCAACAACCCUCUUCUUCCUAGGCGAGCCUCUUCCCAGCCUCUGAGACUUCCCAGUGGAGACCAGACCACCCAAGAGGAACUACCAACCCCGUCCAUGAUCGAUACGGAGGCCCAGACAGAUUUUUACCUGCUGGACGACAUUUUGUACAAAAGAUCGGAACGGUGUCCUCCAUUGCAGAGGAAUUCAGGGUGCUGUGCGUGUUCUCCUAGUGAGGAGAAGGUCACAUUGCUGGUGGGACACUCGACAACGGCAGGGUCGGUCGGCGAGGACGGGAACUACAAGCUGGACUUUGCCACCUCUCAGGGCUGUCGAUCAAAGGAAACUAGCCCUCGCGAAUCCACAAGAAUGGCAACUUUUUGGAGUUCAUCCACUUCUGACGCAUCUGUGCCUUCUUCACGAUUUAGAAAUUCGAUGAACGGUAGUCGCGAAAGCAAUGCGCGAAGUGACGUUCCUGAAGAAAUCGUGGUAGAUAUCGAUGGCUCUACGUCUCUCCGACGUAAGCUGUCGACAGAAUUAUAGUUUGCAUUGAUUAAAGUUAAUUCAUUUUAUUUCGCAGAUUACCCAUUAUGUCUUGCGCAAAUGUAAUAAAUUAUUCGCAAAUAAUUCACAUUAAACGUUCUCAUUUAUCAAAAAUGUAAUACACUGA